This is a messenger RNA of Pseudogymnoascus verrucosus, 766 nucleotides long. RefSeq names its product Golgi apparatus membrane protein tvp18 (gene TVP18). The transcript is spliced from 4 exons. The record is from RefSeq and is a predicted model, not a curated record. Gene Ontology annotation, biological process: vesicle-mediated transport. Gene Ontology annotation, cellular component: Golgi membrane. NCBI's taxonomy places the organism in Eukaryota, Fungi, Ascomycota, Leotiomycetes, Thelebolales, Thelebolaceae. Bases 422 to 766 code for a protein of 114 amino acids.
CUCAGUCUGACCUUGAAUAGGUAAACAGAAUAUUGAAACAACCAAAAGCUCUGUAUUGCUCUAUCUGCAGCUUCUACCAAGAACCUAAACAAUACCACCGAUACCCAAUAGCUUUCAAAGAAAUCAGCAACGAUGACGAUCGCAGAGGAAUUCGCCACGAGGAAUUUCAGUAUAUACGCGCAAUGGUAAGAGACUCUCUUCUUGACACCUUGCAAGCUGGGCUAGUGCGUCCAGAGAAGCUCAACAAACAAACAUGCUUCCGAAGAGCCAGCUCGCAGCAAGCAAGGGACCGGAUAUCGAUCAGACUUGCUUUCCCAUAUUUUCCGGAGGGCCGACGUUUGGACAUGGCUAACGGGUUAUUGUUUUCUUCAGGACGGGUGUGGUUUGCAUAUUCCUCUGCUUUGCGCUUGGCAUUGCAAACAUGUUCCACCUCAGUUUGGUUAUCCUAUUCAGUGCGCUCUGCCUGGUGUCAUCAUUCAUCAUCAUCUUCAUUGAGAUCCCGCUCCUCCUGAGAGUCUGCCCUACCUCGUCGACAUUCGAUGAAUUCAUGCGGAGAUUCUCGACGAACUACAUGCGCGCUUUGAUUUACUUCGUCAUGGCUGCCAUCCAAUGGAUCAGCAUUGCAGUUGGCGUCACAUCUCUCAUUGCUGCCGCCGUGCUGUUGACAAUUACGGCUGCGCUAUAUGCGGCGGCCGGCCUGAAGGGACAGGCUUUCACCGGUAGCAAGACCCUCGGUGGACAAGGCGUUGCGCAGAUGAUUGUGUAG